Helobdella robusta is the source of this 1617-nucleotide messenger RNA. RefSeq lists its product as hypothetical. The transcript has a single exon. The record is from RefSeq and is a predicted model, not a curated record. The coding region runs from base 1 to 1617 and encodes 538 amino acids. Lineage: Eukaryota; Metazoa; Annelida; Clitellata; Rhynchobdellida; Glossiphoniidae.
AUGUCUUCCAACAAAACAACAAACGAGCGAGUUGAGGCCGUAGGGAGUGGAAUAGAAAUUAAUGACACACGGCUUCCUAGCAAGUAUAAUUCUAACAACACCAACAACAACACCAACAACAACACCAACAACAACACCAACAACAAUACCAACCACAAUUCAAAAAGAAAUUACGACAGAGUAACUAAUGAAGUUGACGAUGAGGUCAUCAUCAAAUUUGACUUCCAGAAAUACAUCAACGAUAACAAAAAGAGCUCUCGAUACAUCAACCUGAGUUCAAAUGAGAAAGAUGAUAGCAAUGAUAGUGAUUGGCUCUCUCAAGUCUUCUUUGAUUCUGACAGCAACAACAUUCCCAACGACAGCACCCUCACAAAUGUUACACAGAUGAAUGAGGACAGAUUCGACGUAAGUUUGGAGACAUCAAUCUGGGAGGCUGCGAGUGAAAUGAACGUUAGAGAGAUACAGCAUCCUUGCGAGCACAACAUAAGCAUCAAAAAUAGUUCAAGUUUAAAGAACAACAGGGACACUAACGAAAGUGAUGAUGAUGUCUCCUCAAAGAUAAAAUUUGACUUCUACAAAUACAUCAACGAUAACAAUAACAGCACCAAACAUAUCAACCUGAGCUCAAAUGAAGAGGAUGAAAGUGAUGAAAGUGACCGGUUCUCUCCCAUUUACUUUGAUUUCAACAACACCAACAACACCAACAACGACAUUAACUUUAACAACGACACCAUCAACAACAAUAUAAAUAAUGACAUCCACCAAAAAAUACACGGAGACAUUGAGGAAAAUAUCAAAAACAUCAGUUCAAAUGAAAAUAACGACUAUGAUAAUCAUGUGAAAAUCAAAUUUGACUUCCACAAAUACAUCAACGACAACACAAACAGCACCGAACACAUCAGCUUGAGCUCAGAUGAGGAAGAUGAAGAUGAUGAAAGUUACUGGCUCUCUCCCAUCUAUUUUGAUUUCAACAACACCAUCAGCACUCCCAGCACCACCACAAAUAAUAUCAACAACGACAUCAGAAACAGAAUAAAUGAUGACAUCAACCAACAAAUUUACGGAAACAUCUACAGUAACAUCAAACACAUCAAUAACAGUUCAAAUGAAAAUAUGGGCAGUUGUGCUAACGAAGGUUACGAUGAUGAUGACUCCUCAGAGGUCACGUUUGAUUUCCACAAAUACACCAACGACAACAAAAACAGCACCAAAUACAUCGGCCUGAGCUCAAGCGAAGAGGAUGAAAGUGAUGAAAGUGAUUGCUUCGAUUUCAACAUCAACAACAUUAGCGAAAUCAUCUGCAACAACAUCAACGAAAACAUCAUAAACAAUGGCACCAACAAUCAUAACAACACGAGAUUCAACAUGAGAUUGGUAGCAGCAACAACAACAUCAACCAAACCGCCAUCACCAACAACAACAUGGAAUAUACCAGCAUCAUUAAGUACAUCCUCACCCGGUAUCAACCGUUGUGGUCGUAGCAUCAAACUGCCAUUAGUGAAAGAAAAAAGUUCAAUGAAAACGACUCACCCAGGUUCGAAUGCAACUCAGAGAAAAAAGAACAUACUUCGAAGAAUUUUUAAAAGGGUCAAAAAACUUUUACAGAGAAGGAAAUAA